CUUACGAUUGUCUCCAUCUAUCUCUGCAAAUUAUGUCUGCUUUAACUUCGACGGCCCUCGCAGCAGCCAUUACCAUGGCUGCCACUAUAUAUGGCGCCCUCCAUGUGCUCCUCCAUGCCACGCAGGAUGCGAGAGAGCCACCACCAGUGCCAGCCUCAAUUCCCUUCAUCAGCUCGAUGAUCGGCCUGUCGAAAAAGAAGAGCAAGUACUACACAGAGCUCAGAGAACGAUACAAUCUACCAAUCUACACAAUCCGUCUGCCAGGAGCCAGACUUUAUGUCAUCAACGCGACGUCACUCAUCCCGUCCGUGCAACGUCAGCACAAAGUCUUAGCAUUCCCGCCCCUGGAGGCCAAGCUUGCUAUGAACGUGUGCGGGUCGAGCAAGACGGCAAACGAUAUUCUGAACACAAACGUCAAUGGCGAUGAGGGAUUCUGGGGGUACUCUGUCACCCACUAUAAAGCGCUACAUCCUGCGCUCUUUCCCGGCCCCGGUCUCGACGCCAUGAACCGGGUCAUGGCACAAAAGGUCAUGGCGUCACUGGACCGGAUACAGACAUCCAAAGUGAUCAAGCUGUUCGACUUCAUCAAGCAAGAGAUCACCCUUGCCACAACCGACUCGGUGUAUGGACCGCAAAAUCCGUUUCAAGAUCCCGCCAUUGUCGACUCAUUCUGGAAAUUUCAGGAGGGCCUCAUGGGCCUCUUGAUGGGCUUCCUUCCCUCGAUACUUGCCCGAGACAGUUUCCAGGCCAGGGAGUUCAUCGCAAAGCGGUUCAUCGGAUAUUUCCAAAACGGCAGUUAUGAGGAGGGCUCUGCACUUAUCAGAGCUCGAUACGAGCACAGUGUGGACCACAAGAUACCCCUCGAGGACAUUGCCAGGUUCGAGACUGCCGGAGCCAUUGCCAUUCUGACGAACACGUCGCCUGCUUGCUUCUGGCUAGUCUACCACCUCUAUUCCGACCAGACGGCACUGGAAGACUGUCGGCAGGAAGUCAGCCGUAUCCUGUCGGAGGAUACGAGCAUGACCAAGGACGGCGAAGUGAGGAAGAUAUUCACGCUCGAUAUGUCUCAGGUAAAGAUGUCUUGUCCCAUGAUGCUUUCGAGCUUACAGGAGGUACUGAGACUCCACUCGGUGGGUAUAUCAACUCGCUUGGUCAUGGAGGAUCAUAUGCUAGACGACAAGUUCUUGCUUAAAAAGGGGGCGACGGUCAUGAUUCCAGCGCCAGUCCAGCACAAGAACACGUCCAUCUGGGGGCAGGACGCUCAGUCAUUCAACCACCGUCGCUUUCUGCCACGGGAAAGGCGGCACAACUCGACGGCAUUCCGUGGGUUUGGCGGAGGAACCACACUGUGUCCUGGGCGUCAUUUUGCAAGCACAGAGAUUCUAGCAUUCACUGCUUUGCUCAUACUGCGCUUUGACAUGCUGCCCGUGGAGGGGAAGUGGAAGCAUUUGACGACUGACAAGGCCGGGCUGUGGGAGGUGACUCCAAUUCCAGACGACGAUAUCGAGGUCCGCCUUAGUCCGAGAGCUGGCUGGGACAAGAGUGUGCAGUGGAACAUCCUCAUCACCGACUCUGACAAGGCGAUGCCGCUUGCGGCGGAAGACGCAGAGUAGACGAGAAGUAGCAAUUUGACUCUGAUUGGGUGAGUUCUGCCUUGCACGAAUGGUGACGCCGUGUCUCUCGUAACGGUAAAGCACCGCUGUAUGUCAAUCAUGGUCGCCAAAUCAAUUAGGGGACCUGAUGUAACGCGUAUUUCUCUCGGAGCACAGGCUGCAACCAAGAAUUGACACGGCAGG
Molecule: messenger RNA, 1796 nt
Organism: Mytilinidion resinicola
Lineage: Eukaryota; Fungi; Ascomycota; Dothideomycetes; Mytilinidiales; Mytilinidiaceae
Product: cytochrome P450
Exons: 3
Coding region: 33-1613 (526 amino acids)
Molecular function (GO): monooxygenase activity; oxidoreductase activity, acting on paired donors, with incorporation or reduction of molecular oxygen; heme binding
Source: RefSeq, a predicted model, not a curated record